This is a messenger RNA of Medioppia subpectinata, 1038 nucleotides long. NCBI's taxonomy places the organism in Eukaryota, Metazoa, Arthropoda, Arachnida, Sarcoptiformes, Oppiidae. The record is from the annotation of a GenBank genome assembly.
AUGAAGAUCAUUGAAAUGGAUGUCAAGAAGUUGUUGUCAGCCUUUCUAUGCGAUGCCAUCAAUAGUUUUGCAUUCAGUAUCAAAACCAAUGCUCUGAAAGACCCAAAUCAACCGCUGGUCGAGUUUGGCCGCAAAGUGUUGGCCGUGGAGUUCAACACAGCGCUAGUGUUGUCCAUAUUUUUGCCAAAAGUGGCCAAACUAUUACGGGUCACCCCUUUCCCCGCCGAUGCCAUUCAAUACUUCAAGCAAUUGACCGAAAAACUAGUCGCUGAGCGAAGGGAAGAGAAUUCAAAGCAAAGUUUGUCACAAUUUCUAUCGCAUACUAAACCGAUAGAAACCAAACGCAAAGACUUUCUGCAGAUAAUGAUUGACGCGAACAAAGACACGGCUGAAGAGGAAGAGCUCAUCACUGAUCACAACACCAGCGAUGGUGUGUUUGAAAGAGCGGAUGACCGGCAAAACGCUUCAAACCCUACGGCCGGACGCCAAACCCUGUCCACCGUUGAGAUGACCGCACAAUGUAUGCUGUUUUUCAUCGCCGGCUUCGACACCACGGGCUCAGCCAUCAGUCACACGCUAUACUACCUCUCAAAGUAUCCAGAAAUACAGCAAAAACUAUACGAAGAGCUCCGGGAUGUGACCGAUUUCAGUGCCGACACACUGGCGGCUCUGCCCUACUUGAACGCUGUCAUACAGGAGUCCGUACGACUCCGGCCACCGAUACUACGGGUAGAGCGGGUGUGCAAUGAGGACAUAACCCUACAUAACAUACAUAUACCUGAGGGCACUAUAUGUACGGUAGCCACGUAUGCGCUGCACAGGGAUAGCAGGUAUUGGUCGGACGCGCGCACGUUUAGGCCCGAAAGGUUUGUUGGUUCAAAGCCGGCCCAUCCGUACGCACUCAUGCCGUUUGGCGCCGGACCCCGAGUGUGUCUCGGCAUGAGGUUUGCCUUAAUAGAGAUCAGACUGUGUUUGGCUAAACUGGUGCCCAGAUUUAGGUUUACAUUAUGCGAAAAUACUGUGGUAUGUAUUUUAUUA